AUGUCCCAGGAAACCAAUAUUCGCUACUCUAAAAGACCACCCAAGGUUCGACAAGCCUGUGACCCUUGUCACUCGCGCAAGAUCCGCUGCGAUGGAUGCUGGCCCUGCACCAACUGUCAGGAGGCAAUAUUGGAAGACGACAGCUUUCGGCCCUCACCUCUAGUAUCAACCGAUAUCAUAGAGUGGUGCCUCGAUGCCUUCUUCAGACACAAAUACCCACUUACACCUAUCUUGCAUCGUCAACAAGUCGAAGAAUGCAUACGCGACCUUUCAACCUCACCCGAGAAAUACGGGCUCAUGACAGCCUGCUCUGCGGUCAUCUCCCUCUCACCAGAGAUAUUACAACCGCCAGACCCAUCAUCGCAGAUGCCACCCGAUCUAUCCGCCCCUAUCCUUCCGACACCCGAGUUCCUCAUUUCAGAAACCCUUCGAGCUAGGCGGCAAUGCAAUCUCGCCGAGCACCAGUCCUUACUUCACGCGCAAACCUCCUUCUUCCUAUUCUCGGCCUUCUUCUGUAUGGAUAACGAUAAUGCGGCAUGGUUCUAUCUCAGAGAGUCUAUCACUAUUCUUCAGACGCUACGACUACACGAGGAAGCCACAUACAACGACAUCACCGAUCAGGUCCUGGCGACGUACGCUCGACAUAUGUUUUGGGUGCUAUUCAUCACGGAGAGGGCGUAUGCGCUACAGCGGCAUAGGCCGUUGACACUGCAGAGCACACUGGGUCUUCCCAUCGUCGAUCCGUUGAGCUCAGAUGCCGCGAUUCUUCCCGGAUUCCUCGAUCUCAUCUCCCUUUUCCGGCACUUUGAUACUGAUUUCAUAGCGACAUGGAACUCUUCUACGCCAUCAGCGGCAUCGUCUUCAGAGGCAACAGAUCCAGAACAUCUUUCCAAACUACAGACGGUCUUGAAGUACGCAAUUCCAAGCGUAUCAAAAUAUUCAGAGAUGCAACAGGCCGAUCUAUUAAUUUCACGACAGUGGCUCAAGGUCAUCGUGUGGAAACUUUGCGUGUCCAAGACCCUGUUAUCUACCACGGAUAGUGAGGACAGCAUGUCACUGAGCUAUCCCACCGCAGUUGCCCGCGACGUAGUGCUCAUUUCACGGCUGCUACCAACCAAGGCCUUUGAAGCCAAUGGCGUCGGCAUAUUGGAGAAGGUGUUUGAUGUAGGAUGCUCACUAGCAGAUCUGAUAUCGCUCGGUUCAGCAACGAACCAGUGGUCUGCUAUGCAUGUCGGGCCGGUUGAUAUCCUGAUGGAGAUUGUGAGGAUAGUUGGGACAACUCUUGGUGGGAGUUACAAGCAUCUGGAUAUGUUGUACAGCAAGGCAAGUUAUUGCCUAUUGAUGAACGUGGAUAGAAACAUGACUUUAGUCGACGUUACAAAUGAAUGUCGGGUUGAAGAAAUUCCUGAGUAGGGAAAAGUUCAAAAGCUGGUCCUACAAUCCGAAACUCGAUUUAUAUGACAACUGCUAUCAAGUCUCUCGGACGCACCGUAACAGCAGCAAUACCUCAUACGGCAAGCUUCCUCGACAUACUUAAUGUUUUCACAUCUUAAAUGACCAAGCACAUCCAUACCUGAGGAGACAACAUUUUGUUGAUCAUUGGCAUGCGCGAAGGUCAUUUUGAGAUUCACAGGUUAUGGCCAAUGAAUAUGAAGCAGCAUGGGAGUAUUACUGUAAUUAUAUGCGAUGAUUUAAAAUCGAAUCUGU
This is a messenger RNA of Colletotrichum phormii, 1707 nucleotides long. RefSeq lists its product as uncharacterized. Gene Ontology annotation, molecular function: DNA-binding transcription factor activity, RNA polymerase II-specific; zinc ion binding; DNA binding. The transcript is spliced from 2 exons. NCBI's taxonomy places the organism in Eukaryota, Fungi, Ascomycota, Sordariomycetes, Glomerellales, Glomerellaceae. The record is from RefSeq and is a predicted model, not a curated record. Bases 1 to 1413 code for a protein of 470 amino acids. Gene Ontology annotation, biological process: DNA-templated transcription; regulation of DNA-templated transcription.